Limanda limanda (common dab) is the source of this 1675-nucleotide messenger RNA. It is a transcript of the gene dgcr6, whose product is annotated as DiGeorge syndrome critical region gene 6. The transcript has 6 exons. Bases 122 to 715 code for a protein of 197 amino acids. NCBI's taxonomy places the organism in Eukaryota, Metazoa, Chordata, Actinopteri, Pleuronectiformes, Pleuronectidae. The record is from RefSeq and is a predicted model, not a curated record.
AGUGCAUGGUAGCGUAUAAACACAACGGUAGAGCAGCAAAGCUAAAAACAAGCUUUUUUUCCACCUCUCACGUUGUUUAUGUAACCUAUGGUAACUUCUGUUGGCAGACGGACGUCCUUAUAUGCAGGAGAUGGAUGCUUAUCCCGGGGUCACUGGCGGGGAUUCAACGAAGCAACAGGAGAGACAUUACUACCUGUUGUCUGAGCUGCAGACCCUAGUGAAAGAUUUACCCAGCUCCUUCCAGCAGCGCCUGUCCUACAACACACUGAGUGACCUGGCUCUGGCGCUCAUCGAUGGGACGGUGUAUGAGAUCGUGCAGGGGCUCCUGGAUAUUCAGCAUCUGACUGAAAAGAAUCUGUACAACCAGAGGCAGAAGCUGCACGGUGAGCACCAAGCACUCAGACUGGAGCUUUUACGAAAACACAAAGACGCUCUGCAGUCGUGCAAGUCUCACAACCUCGGGCUUCUCAAAUCAAACCAACAAUCGGAAGUAGAGGCUCUGGACAUACGUGUGCGAGAGGAACAAAAAAUGAUGGAUAAGAAGAUUGUAGCUGAAAUGGAUCAAAAAGUGAUAGACCAGCAGAACACCCUGGAGAAGGCGGGAGUCCCGGGGUUUUAUAUCACCACGAAUCCUCAGGAGCUGACAAUGCAGAUGAACCUACUUGAGCUGGUCCUCAAGCUUCAACAGAAAGAGUCACAAUCUGGAAUACUAUGAGGAAGAUAACGAAGAAGCUUUAUUUUAGCAUAAAAAACCAAUGGCAUAUUCUCACAAUCCAGUUACUGUGAGAUUUCCCGUGUCUCAGUCAACAUGUUACUUACGUUACUGUUUGUAAGAAGCAGCAAGUUCAGAGAAUGUUGAACACAGGUUGUCCCGAGUGUUUUGGUCAUCACCAUCAUAAUCCGGUUGGAGAGAUGAAUAUGGCUUGUAAAGCACUAAAUGCUAUGUCACACAUAAACAUUGAAUUGAUUUGUUUUGCUUCAAAUCCUUAGACACAUUAAAGGACAUGAAGAGAGGACCAGAUGUGGCUGUAUAGAGAAAUAAGGCUGUGACCUUCCUGAAAUAAGAUUAAUAUUUAAGUGCCUCUUGGAGCCUUUGGGGCAGCUAGCCACGUAUGAGGUGAAAAGGAAAGUGUAACUCCUUUUGGUCUAAUCAGAUCUAAUUAUAUGAUCAAAUACAAAGCCACAUUUUUUUACCUGUUCAUAUUUUUUAUUGCGUUUUUGCCAUUCCUAGAGUCUUUCCGGCAGGUUGUGUGAAAACCUGGUGUUUAUUUAAAUCAGCCGCUGGACAUUUGAAAAGUGGAUCAGCUGACCUGACCUCAUGAUGUUCACCUCAAAUAUCUAAAGUAGAAACAGGGUGACAUGUCUCUGUUCCGAACAGACUCUGUGAGGAUAUGGGUUCACGUUAUUGGUUGAGCUUUCCUCUUUAUAUUUGCAUUGAUAUUUAGAAAAUGUCUUACAAAUAAAUAAACAAUAAAUUAUUUGAUUUUCUAUGAAACAAAUGUCAGCUUCAACAAACAAGUGUUUUUGGAGUUUCUUGAAACAUCUAUAUAUGUGAAUCCUUUUUACUGAAUUGAGUUCUGUUGACACUGAUCUUUUUCACAACUAAUUUGUGAAGUACUGUACUGAAUUAUUUCACAGUGUUCAUCAGUUCAUGUUCUAGUAAAUAAAUCGGCAG